UCCACUUUGUGGCCCCAGGGAUUAUGUUCCAUUGGUUGCUGCUCUGUCUGUGUGCCACAGCCAUUCCACCAGUCGUGGGCCAAGAACCAACGUGCCACAGCUUCACAAAACUACCAGUGACUGAUACAAUCAUCGGCACGGACCUGGAGGUGAGACUUCUCCUCUACACCGGCAAGAACUCAAGUUGCGCCACUUUGAUCAAUGCCACUCAUACCGGCCUGCUGGACAUCAACAAGAAAAUUAUCUUCCUUAUCCAUGGGUACAGACCAUUUGGAUCACCUCCAAAUUGGUUGAACAAGACGAUAAAGACACUACAAAAUGUGGAUGACUUAAACCUCAUCAUUGUUGACUGGAAUAGAGGAGCAACCACUAUUAAUUAUUCAGUUGCCGUUGCCAACACCAAGAAAGUUGCUGAAAUUUUGGGACAUGUGAUUGAUAGCAUACUGAAAAUCGGAGGGUCCUUUGACUUGAUCCAUUUGAUUGGUGUGAGCCUAGGUGCGCACAUUUCUGGUUUCGUUGGAAGUAGGUUUCAUGGACAGAUUGGGCGAAUUACAGGUCUCGACCCAGCUGGACCUUUGUUCCGGGGGAAGGGAGUGGAAGACAGACUGGAUCCUUCUGAUGCUCAACUGGUUGAUGUCCUCCACACAGACAUGGAUGCUCUUGGGUAUGAAGAGUUUUUGGGGCACAUUGACUACUAUGCCAAUGGAGGAACUGACCAACCAGGAUGUCCCGCCACUAUAAUAGCUGGCAAAAGGUAUAUGGUGUGUGACCAUCAAAGAUCUGUCUACCUGUAUAUAAGCUCCAUCAGCUCAACCUGUAACAUUACCGUUUAUCCUUGCCCAUCUUACAAAGAAUUCCUGGACGCCUGUUGUACGGAACAGGACAAGACCUAUCCGAUAUUUGGUUAUCACAUUGUCAAGUGGAAAAACAACCAUUUAAUGAAGUUUCCAAAUAAGGUGUUCUUUCAAACCUCCACUGAACAUCCAUUUUGCAUGUACUAUUAUCUCCUGGAUAUCAUCACCUGGAACAGAAACACUCGGAGAGGCUACAUCACAGUGGGAAUGACUGGACAGAACGGGGAUGUAGUGAAAGCAGAAGCCAAUCAAUAUGCAAAAUCGUUUGAGAGGUUCAAGGAAGUCACUCUGCUUGUCAGCGUCGAUAAAGACAUAGGGGACAUCUCCAGCGUUUCCUUAACCUUCAGUUCAGCCAACGUGGUGGAACCCAAACUGAAACUGGGAAUUCUUCGAAUGAAACUGAGGUCAAUGACGUACCCCCACAGGCCUCACCUGUGCAGAUACGACAUAGCCCUACAUAAGGACUUGGAGGAGGAGUUUCAACUGAUUGAGUGUCAAGAUCCGGAAAUGUAGACUGGAUGUAUCGCCUCCAUUGUUUGCUGUGUGCUUGACAGCAUGGACUUGAUGGGUUGAAUGGUCUCGCUCCUAUGCAGUGCUGUCUUGGAGCACUUCCUCAGUC
Molecule: messenger RNA, 1473 nt
Organism: Hemiscyllium ocellatum (epaulette shark)
Lineage: Eukaryota; Metazoa; Chordata; Chondrichthyes; Orectolobiformes; Hemiscylliidae
Product: lipase member H-like
Exons: 10
Coding region: 24-1367 (447 amino acids)
Biological process (GO): lipid metabolic process
Molecular function (GO): protein binding; carboxylic ester hydrolase activity; lipase activity
Source: RefSeq, a predicted model, not a curated record